Molecule: messenger RNA, 5656 nt
Organism: Clupea harengus (Atlantic herring)
Lineage: Eukaryota; Metazoa; Chordata; Actinopteri; Clupeiformes; Clupeidae
Product: cyclin-dependent kinase-like 5
Biological process (GO): protein phosphorylation; positive regulation of axon extension; regulation of dendrite development
Cellular component (GO): dendrite cytoplasm; nucleus
Molecular function (GO): ATP binding; protein kinase activity
Source: RefSeq, a predicted model, not a curated record
UGGAAACAUUUUGAUUGGAUACUGUUACGUCAGUCAAAAUGGUUGCUAUUCGCUGUGGUAGGUUGUCAACUGAGGGAUUUGGUUACUGUUGCCGCUGCAAUGAAAAUAUCAGCAGAGGAUGCGAGUGGGUGCAGUUUAUUAAUUAGCAACAUUUAACAGGGGAUGUGUGCCUGUGGGGAGAAUGUGGCGUGUGCUAUGUCCCACCCCCUCUGGAUCGCUCCCAGGACCCCGCGUCGGGCCGCCCCAUGACCUGCUGUAGCCAGGCUCCAUCUCUUCUCUCUCCCUGCUGACUAGCCUGCACCCCUGUUGCCUUUCUCGAGGACGUCUCCUGCCAUCGGUGAUGUGAUGAAUAAAUUUGAAGUGCUUGGAAUCGUGGGUGAAGGAGCCUAUGGUGUAGUCCUGAAGUGUCGACACAAGGAGACAAAUGAAAUCGUGGCCAUUAAGAAGUUCAAGGACAGUGAGGAAAAUGAAGAGGUCAAGGAGACGACCCUUCGGGAGCUGAAGAUGCUCCGCACUCUGAAGCAGGAGAACAUUGUGGAGCUAAAGGAGGCCUUCCGCCGACGUGGCAAACUCUACCUGGUCUUUGAGUAUGUGGAGAAGAACAUGCUGGAGUUACUGGAGGAGUUCCCGAACGGCGCCCCCCCGGAAAAAGUGCGGAACUACAUCUUCCAGUUAAUCAAAGCAAUCCACUGGUGCCAUAAGAAUGACAUUGUGCACAGAGACAUCAAGCCGGAGAACCUUCUCAUCAGCUCGGACGACGUCCUAAAGCUGUGUGACUUUGGGUUUGCACGUAACCUAUCGGAGGGGAAUGACGCUAACUACACAGAGUACGUGGCCACCAGGUGGUACCGCUCUCCAGAGCUGCUUCUGGGUGCUCCCUAUGGGAAGGCAGUGGACAUGUGGUCAGUGGGCUGCAUCCUGGGCGAACUGAGCGACGGGCAGCCUCUGUUUCCGGGCGAGAGCGAGAUCGACCAGCUCUACACCAUCCAGAAGGUGCUAGGCCCGCUGCCCCCCGAGCAGAUGAAGCUCUUCUACAACAACCCUCGCUUCCAUGGCCUGAGGUUCCCCACAGUAAACCAUCCCCAGACCCUGGAAAGAAGAUAUCUGGGCAUCCUCCAUACAGUCUUGCAGGACCUGAUGAAGAAUCUAUUGCUGCUGAACCCCAACGAGCGCUUUCUCACGGAGCAGUGCCUUGACCACCAGGCCUUCCAGAACCAGCGCAUCGUCGAGCGGCCCGGCCCCCUCACGCCCACUCCUGCUCGCUCCUCCAAGAGGAAGCCACACCAUGACAACACUGCCCCUGGCAGCAGAGGCCAUGGAUCGAAGAGUUCAGGUCACCACCGCUCCAACAGCCGUGACUGCUCCAGCCUGCCACGUCACGAGGACCUGCACCCGCCAGGCAGUUCGGAGGCGUUCCUGAACGGCAACAUGCCCUCGAUCUCCGCCUCCUCCAGCCUCAGCCCGACGCUGCACCCCAAGAGCUACCAGCCCCAGAGCCUCAACCGCUCGGCCUCCUGCGGCAAGGACCUGGCCAUGUCCAACCACAGCAACCUGCCUCACAUGCACCAAGGCUCCAAGGACCACGACUUUGACUUCGGCUUAGGCUCCGGCAAGCCUGCCGACGGCCCUGGAGCCAAGUACCUCAAGUCCACAGGCUCGCGCUCACAGAACCGCCACUCCUUCGUGGAUGGCAAGCCCAACACGCUGCAGGGGGACCGGGAGAAGCACGGGCGCCACGGCUACGGGGAGGCGCUGUCCUCCUCGGGUGACAGGAAGACCUCUUCGUUCCUCAACAUGUCCAAGAGCCACGGCACGCUCAGCGACGCCAAGUCGGUGGGCAACCUUAGCGACCCGCGCCUGAUCCCAGACGAGCCCCCGCCUAGCCGCUACUUCCCCGCUAGCUGCUUAGACCUGCACCAAGGCCUGACCGCGCCUGGCAGCCCUUCACUGCGCCAUAGCGACCGAUCCGGGCACAGCCCGGCAGCCGCAUCCUCCUCCUCGUCGUCCCGCGGCAACAAGGGAGAACGCGAGGGCGGAACGUUAGACUCGUCGUUUCGCCGCUCGUCGUCGCGCCACAAGAGCCAGCAGCAGGAGGACUCCAAAUCGCCCGACACCCACGACCCCGGCGGUGGAGGAGGAGGAGGAGGCGGCGGCGGGGGCCACGGUCACUCCCUCUCUGCGCCCCAUGAGGUGGCGUUCCCCUACGGCCUGGGCUACACCAGCCCUUUCUCCUCCCAGCAGCGGCCGCACCGCCACUCCAUGUACGUGCGCCGGGAGCGAGGGCGGCCCCACGGCGUCGACGGCGGAGGCGGCGGCGGCGGCGGCGGUGGCGGAGGCCUGGUGGUCGGGCAAGGCAUGCCGGUCAGAGCCAGCAGCCUGCAGAUGCUGUCACCUCAGCUGCAGCACCGCACGCUGCCCCGGCACAUGGGCAGCUCCGUCUCCAGGGAGGACCUGAACGAAGACAUGAGCAGGGGCGAGCCGCCUGCCUCGGACACGCCCCACUCCCGGCCCCUAAUCAGGGACUCCACGCGGGACAACACCACCCCCCCCUUUCACGCCCCGCGCCAGAAGAGCGAGGUGGGCAUGUACCACGAGCAGCACCCCGAGGACAACGGCUCCUCGAAGGAGAACCGUAUGAUCUACAGCGAGUCCAUGCCCCGCAGGGUGGGCAGCUUCUACAGGGUGCCCUCUCCGAGGCCAGAUAACUUUCAUGACAGCGGGAACCAGAGUCGUGGGUCUGGGAUGACAGGAGACAGCAGCUCCAUGAGUAACCACGCCAAACGCCAGCCUGCCUUUGACCCCUGGACUGGACCAGAGGCAGCCAGCAUGAACCCCCCUGAGCCAGCCAAAGAGAAAGAGAAGCAGGGCUUCUUCAGAGCAAUAAAGAAGAAGAAGAAGAAGUCCCAGACGGCGGAUGUCGCAGAAGGACGGAGUCCCAUCAUCAAGAAAUGUCUUUUCCCCCUGUUUAACUCAAAGAAUCACUUAAAGCAUAACUCCUCUAUGAAAGUCCUCCCCGUAGUCUCUUCACCGAUGGUCCCGACCGACGGCCCGGAUCCUGUGGUAAUGCAGAAGUCGGUAAGGUCAUCCUCACACCAAAGCGGCCGUCAUCGGAACCGGACGCGGGAUCGGGAUCGCGACCUUGAGCAAGAGCGGGACCGAGAUCGAGACGAGUGGCCCAUCGAAAAGAUGGCCGAGCCUCCUCCUCAGAAUCAACAUCUCAGGUCCCUGAGGAAGCUCUUGCACCUCUCCAGCUCCUCAUCCAACCAGACCGUUCCUUCUGAACUGCGCUUCCAAGCACUGCCCAACCCGCCGUCCUCCAAGAGCGGGGGCUUCGCGGACGCCCGCGGCCACCCAGGGGGGGUCCCUGCCCAGUCCAAGAGCAGGCAGGCCGUGUACCCCCUCCCCGGGCAGCUGGAGUCCAGCUGGCACUCCUCGGCCCUGGGCCGCGCUGAGGGGAACCCCUACCCAGACCCACUGGCCGCCCAGGGAGGCCAGAACGGCCAUGGCUUUGGCCGGCCCCCUCGCUCACGGAUGCCAAACCUCAACGACCUGAAAGAGACCGCUCUUUAAGAGACAGAGCCAUUAUCAUACUGUCACCACAGUGACCCCUGCUGUCCUGUAUGACCAUGACUGCACCAUAUAGAUUGCCUCUGAGCCACUGGUGGGAUGGGGAAGCACUCUGUUCAUGCAGGGAAACGGUGGGCCUAAUAAAUGUCUUAAUUUUUUUAAGCUUCCAUAUUUGAUAGAAUUUGUAAUAUUAUUUAUGUAUUAUUCUUAUUAUAAUUUUUGUUAUGAAAUAAAUACGAUACAGAUGAUGAAUAUAUGUAUAUGGCAAUCUAAGAUGUAUAGUAUAAGUGUGAAAGCUUUAGUUUCUACAUAAUAGAGAGAAAUAUUACAUUAUCCUGCAUAAUAAUUAUAUAUUUCAUUAAGAGUAUUUAAUGGUAUGUGUAUGCAGUAUUUAAGUUUAUGAAAAAUGAUCAUCACAGAUAUACAUACGUUCUGUUGUAGUCAUGCCUGUGCUCAGUUGUGGGCUGAUGAAGGCAGUCUGUCUGUAGAUGUCCUCCCCCAGACUGGUAAUCCAAGCCAGCCCCCCUCUUUCACUGGCGCCACUUGUUUGAUUUCUGAUGCACAACCAUUUUCAAAAUAACCAUUUUCAUGCUGAUUUGAUUUUCUGAACUCAUGCUCAUGAAGGCCAGCCAUUAACGAGAACAAAUCAAGGUCAUCUUCUGUGUUGUCUACCUGAUGCACCAGGGAUGCGGCCAAAAGUGGUGUUAUUGCAUUUUGGUGCCACUCUUUGGUCGGAAAUGGCCAUUGCAAGACAAGAUAUCAUCCUUCCAUUGUUGAGAUAUUAGUACCAGUAGUACCAUUCAAAUGUGUUCCUAGUCCUCACUGUGGUUUACACGUUUUAAAGCAUCAUAGAUAUGUAAGACUACAGAGAUAUAUUAUUGUAUUUUUAAGAUUACAAUAGCUAUGAAUUAUAUGUGCUAUAAGAUUAAUAAUAUAAUGGGCCAUUGCAAGGUAUUUUACUGUUGUAAAGUAGCCAGAAGGUAUUUAAACUAAAGUAUGGCAAUAUUAACAAAUUUAUGGCUAGGCAAUUUGAUAUAUAAAUUCUAUCACCCAUACAAUUAUAAAAGGGCACUGCUACAAUGAUAGAUGCUCAUAAUUUCUGUUUAUUUUGUAAUAUCUUAGAUAUCCGGGAUGGCAUUCCCCAAUUUUAGAGUAAUUAAUUUGACCACAAGAGCCUGCUUUUCUCUCUUAGUCUCUCUUAGUGUAUAUGAGACCAGCAUAAUGCCUCUACCAGUUAACAACUGUGAUAGUCACCACAGAUCCUUUAGGCAGGUCUUUUCGUGUCCGGUCAGGUUUACAUGAAACUCAUACUGGGAGAUAGUUGGAAGUUGGGUACAGGUAGGCCAGUGUGUUCAAGACCUCAUCAUAUCAGUCUGUGGCCGAGGGCAUCCACAGUCAGAUGGAAGGACCCAGGAAUGCAACUGUCUCAGAGUACUUUAGGAAGAAGAACAAACAAAGUCUACACGACGUAGCUCGGCAAAAAAACAAAUCUCACUUUGUGGUCCUUAUUGGUGCACCUUACAUGGAUACGCUCAGAUAAUGUACUUUUUUCCCACCCACUCUGGGGUCAGUGCUCAGCUGAGUGUGAAAUGACUAUCUAACACAAGGGUGGGCCACGUAUAGCCAGAUCUCAUGGCUGUCUGCAAUCACAUUUUUGUAUUGUAUUUCUGUUCGGUAUAUAGAACAUACCCUGUAUACAUAUGGUAUAUCCCCGAUCAAUUUCAAAUAAAUGUGAUGACAGUACAUACUGCAGAACCACCAGUCACUGACAUUACUUUAUGGAAUUAAUGUUUUAUUUUGGGAUUUAAAAAAAAAAUGUAUUAUAUUAAUACCAAUGUGAGAACAUGUCUUUGGAGAUAUUUAUAAAAAAAAGUUUAUCCGCAAUGAAAUGAAAACAGGUAUUGGAAACUUUGUUGUUUUAUUAUAAGACACAGACAUGACCUAGUAGCAUACUGGUAGACUUUUAACGUAUGGUCUGUUGCAGCAGUUCACUUGUUUUCAUUGGUAUAUUAUUGGCAACCUGGCUAUACAACAAUGUUUAUGUUUACAUCUGUUACCGACAGUGACUCAAUAAAACCUGCAAUAUAAA